Messenger RNA from Symbiodinium natans, 2085 nucleotides. The record is from the annotation of a GenBank genome assembly. NCBI's taxonomy places the organism in Eukaryota, Dinophyceae, Suessiales, Symbiodiniaceae.
AUGGCUGAUUCCGAGUUGGAGAGUGCACUGGCGAAGGAAGGCUUGGCAGCAGAGGUCAUCAAAGUGGCCACGGAAGGGGGCUGGACAGCCUCGGCGUUCAAACACGUUGUUGAAACUCAGGCAGAAGUUGAGGGAGCCAUCCCCGAGAUCUUCCCAGGUCAGAUUUUGUCUCGGUUGCAGAUAGCCCAGAUCAAAGCAGCGUGGGCGGGCAUGCAAACAUCCAGUUCCUCUAGUGCUCUACCGGCCCCUGUCAACGCAGAUCCUACUUUGGAGACAUGGGUAGAGAGUUUUGCUCCCAAAAUUGCAUCCACGAAGCUGUCCGACAUGAAGCGCCAAUUCCUUGCAAAUUACCCAAGUGAGGUCUUGAAUCCAUCUACUCUACCCUCUUUGAGGCUGAUUUCCCUCGCAGCUCAUCAAGAGGCACGUUCGGAGUAUAAAUGGAUAGCUUGGAAACAUCGCAUGACGGAAGAGAAAGCUUCGGAGUUGUUAAUUGCCAGACCCCACAAACAGCCCAAGCUCGAAAUGCUGGGUCUUUCCAGCUUGCUCCUUGAUGAUCCGCCUACAAUCGAAGUGACCGAUGCCAAUAUGGGGAUCAGUGGCAUCCAGCGAAUCUUGGCAGUGCAUGACGUUGCGUUGGCCAUGGUUGGCUCAGCUCACCUUGCCCGCCUUAAAGCCUACAGCUGCAAGUUUGUCCAGCUUGUGUCCCAGCGUUUCGACCCAACAUCAGGCCUGCGUGCACCGACAAUCCUAGAAGCGCAACAGGCAGAUUGUCGGAUUUGGCAGAGCAUCCAUUCUUUAGUCAGUGAGAAAGCUUGGAGCUUGAAUGACGCGUUGCAUGAGUUCACUGAAAUCAGAGGUGAGCUUAGCACCUUGCUGCAGGCUCGUCCGAAAGCCUUGUUCAUCCCCCGCGGCCCCGAUCUCAAAGGCAAGGGGAAGCAGGUCGGCCAAUGGAAAGGCCUCGGCAAGGGCCAGGGCCGGGGCAAGGAAAAGGGCGGUAAGCCCAAGGGCGCUCCAGGGAGACACAUCACCUUCGUGAAAGAGAUCCAGGUGGGAUCUGAGAAGAAAGGGCUGUGUGUCCAGUGGCAGAUUGGCCGCUGCACAAGGGGAGGCUCCUGCCCCUUUGUUCAUGCAUGUGCAUACCCCAAGCAGGCAGGUGCAAAUCGUGUUGCUGGGUAUGAUAUCCAGCCGGCAGCUCGGCCAGCCGAGCCUGUAAAUGUGCUUCCGAAAUCGGUCUCCUUGUUGGAGACAAAUGCUGGGCCUGUGUCGUCGCCAGCAGUGCAAUGUCCUCAGGGCAACAUCCCUUCACAACCCGUGUUGGGUGAUGUCACGUGCAACAUGCCUGGUCGUUCCAGGCAUUACUUUCUGCCUCUUGGCCUCCACGCGUGCUUCCUGCCAGGUGAGACUUGGAAUGCCUUGUGUGUCAGCAGGAACAUUUUGACGUCCCCGCACAAGGACACAGCAAAUUUGCCGGGGUCGUCAAAUUUGACAGUGGGGAUAGGUUCGUACUCGGAUGGAGGCCUUUGGGUCGAGGACCAAGCAGGCACGGUACCGCAGUUCAUCCCCAAGCUUGGGGUGACUCUCCCGGGCAAGAUCGUCACAACGCAUCAUGCGCCGUUUAAGUUCCCCGUGCACCUUUGGCACUGCGCCCAACCGUGGCUUGGCGAUCGAUGGGUGCUGACUGCCUUUACCCUCCCAGGUGUUGUGGGGUAUUGUGCGGCAUCCCCUUGCUGUUCGGAAUACUCCCGCCUGAAACUCUUUGGAGGUGCUAUGUCCUGGGAAGAAUCGUGCGUUCAAGGCUGGUUGCACUGUGGGUCUACAGCCCUCAUUGUCCUCCCGGCCUGUGCUUUUGGGGAGAACUGGGCAAAAACUUGGCUGUUUGCAUCGAGCUUUCAAGCCCUGUCCGUGAUGGGGCAGACGUGUCAACACGGACGCAAUGCACAUGAGUCCGUGCAGGGACGUGAGAGUGAUGGUUCGUUCAAAAGUCGUAAGACCGCUAAGUACCCCCAAUGCCUGGCUGAAGAAUUCGCGUUGCACAUCAGGUCGCCACUCUUGUGGGGAUUGGAGCACCCCAUUGUGCCAGGAUAA